Molecule: messenger RNA, 1341 nt
Organism: Fusarium pseudograminearum CS3096
Lineage: Eukaryota; Fungi; Ascomycota; Sordariomycetes; Hypocreales; Nectriaceae
Exons: 1
Coding region: 1-1341 (446 amino acids)
Cellular component (GO): mitochondrion
Molecular function (GO): sulfide:quinone oxidoreductase activity; FAD binding
Source: RefSeq, a predicted model, not a curated record
AUGCUUUCAAGUCGCGUUUCAAUGGCUGCUCGCUCCGCCGUCUUUGGCCAAGCCCGAAGAGGUCUUGCCACUGCCGCCGCUGUCACCUCCGCUACCAGGAGCCACAAGAUCGUCGUUAUCGGAGGAGGCUCUGCUGGUCUCGCCAUCAGCCACCAACUUCUCCGAACUGGUAAAUUCGCCAGCGACGACAUCGCCAUUGUCGAUCCCGCUCAGCAUCACCACUACCAGCCCGGAUGGACUCUCGUUGGAGCUGGUCUUAAGACUAAAGAGGAGCUAAAGAUGAACAUGCCUGAGCUGAUCGACCCCAAGCUCAAGUUCUACAAUGUCAGCGUCAACGGUCUCACCCCAGAGGACAACAGCAUCACUCUCGGAACUGGUGACAAGGUCAACUAUGAGCAUCUUGUUGUUGCCCCCGGUAUCAAGAUCAACUACGACAGCAUCAAGGGUCUCCCCGAGGCUCUGGCCGAGAAGGACGGCUCAGUCUCAUCCAUCUACGGCUACGACUUCUGUGACAAGGUCUUCCCCAACAUUCAACGACUCCAGAAGGGUAACGCCAUCUUCACUCAGCCCGCUGGUGUCAUCAAGUGUGCCGGUGCCCCUCAAAAGACCAUGUGGCUCGCCCUCGACCACUGGAAGCAGACUGGUCUCUACGACCCAAAGAACCCUUCCGCUUCUCCCAUCAAGAUCAGCUUCGCCACUGGUCUGCCCGUCAUGUUCGGUGUUCCCAAGUACAGUGCCGCGCUUGAGCAGUUGCGUCAGGAGCGUGGUGUCGAGGGUCUCUUCCAGCACGACCUUGUUGAGAUCAAUGGCGACAAGGCCAUCUUUGCUCGCCCCGACGGACAGGAGAAGGUCACCAAGCAGUUCAACUUUAUGCACGUUGUUCCCAAGAUGGGUCCUCAUGCUUUCAUCAAGAACAGCGCUAUUGCCAACGAGGCCGGUUACGUCGCCGUCAACGACAACACCCUCCGCCACAACAAGUUCACCAACGUCUGGUCCGCCGGUGACGCCUCCAGCCUUCCCACCUCCAAGACCGCUGCUGCUGUCACAUCCGAAGCCCCUGUUCUCGUCAGUAACCUGCUCCGCGCCAUCGAUGGCCAGGAGCCUGAGCCCGCCUACGACGGCUACACUUCAUGCCCUCUCUUGACCGAGUACGGCAAGGUGAUGCUCGCCGAGUUCAAGUAUGGUGGUGUCCCCAAGGAGACUUUCGGUGAUAUCCUUGGCAUCGACCAGGCUGUUCCCCGCCGAUCAUUCUACCACUUGAAGAAGGACUUCUUCCCCUGGGUGUACAAGAACUACAUGGUCAAGGGAACUUGGGGAGGACCCAAGGGCUGGUUGAAAUAG